This is a messenger RNA of Bactrocera oleae (olive fruit fly), 2389 nucleotides long. RefSeq names its product peptidyl-prolyl cis-trans isomerase sig-7. Gene Ontology annotation, biological process: protein peptidyl-prolyl isomerization. The record is from RefSeq and is a predicted model, not a curated record. Gene Ontology annotation, molecular function: RNA binding; peptidyl-prolyl cis-trans isomerase activity. NCBI's taxonomy places the organism in Eukaryota, Metazoa, Arthropoda, Insecta, Diptera, Tephritidae. Gene Ontology annotation, cellular component: nucleus.
GUUUUAUUGUUCGCCAUAAACCAUACGUAAUAAUCUUAAAAUUAAACCUUUUUAGAAUGGUCUUUGGAAUAUUUUAAGACUGAAUUUUUAAUGGUUUAAUAAUUUUUUUUAACUAAAGUUAAACUAAAUUAAAGUUAAAAUUACAAAAAUAUUAUUUGUACACCUUGUGUUUCGUUCCUCACAAUGUCUUGCAUAUUAUCAACGUUGAUAUUAUGUUUACUUACAUUGUGAUUCGUUGAUUGCUCAAAAACCUAGAAAUUAAUGAAAAAUGUCUGUUGUAAUAGAAACCACAGUAGGCGAUAUAACUGUUGAUCUAUUUGUGGAUGAGCGCCCGAUUUCGUGUCUUAACUUCAUUAAGCUGUGUAAAUUUAAAUACUACAAUUAUAAUCUUUUCCACACAAUUGAACGUGGAUUUAUUGCACAGACCGGUGAUCCUACUGGCGUAGGCAAUGGCGGUAAUUCUAUUUGGGGUGAAGUUGAUGGUCUUGAUAAAAGAUUUUUUGAAGCUGAAACCAUACCAAAGAUUUAUCACUCUUCAGCCGGUCUCUUGUCGCUCGUUUCUGCAGGCAAAAAUUUAAUCGGAUCUCAAUUCUUUUUCACUUUAGCGCCAAAUUUAUCUUCAUUAGAUGGUAUACAUUGUGUUAUUGGCGAAGUUGUAGAGGGACAUGAAACACUUCGAAAAAUUAAUGAGGCCAUUGUCGAUGACAACUUUCGACCUUAUCAAGAUAUUCGCAUAACUCAUACAGUUAUUUUAGAAGAUCCUUUCCCAGAUCCAAGUAACUUUUUAUUACCAAGUCGUUCUCCAUCUCCUACACCACAACGUUUGCAAAAUGGUCGUAUUGCUGCAGAUGAAGAUAUUGACGAUACAGACGGGAAAACUGUCGAAGAAUGGCAAGAGAUGCUUGCGGAGCGGGAAGCAAAAGCGCGAGCAACUAUCCUGGAGAUAGUUGGAGAUUUACCUGAUGCAGAAAUGGCACCACCUGAGAAUGUGCUUUUCGUUUGCAAAUUAAAUCCAGUCACUACUGACGACGAUUUAGAAAUUAUUUUUAGCCGUUUUGGAAAAGUAAAAAAUUGUGAAGUAAUUCGAGAUAAAAAAUCAGGCGACUCACUUCAAUAUGCAUUUGUUGAGUUCGAAGAUCAGAAAUCUUGUGAAGCAGCUUAUUUUAAAAUGGACAAUGUUCUAAUUGACGACCGUCGGAUUCAUGUUGACUUUUCACAAUCUGUUGCAAAAGUGAAAUGGCAUGGAAAGGGCCGCGGGGUGGAAGGUUCCUUGAAACGAAGUGAAUUUGACAACUUACGGGAACCCAACAAAAAACAUAGAAUGGAUGAUUGCGAUCGAAAAGAGGCUGGUCGAGAGCGUUCAAAGAGAAAUAAUUCAAUAGAGCGCAGAUUGGCCCGAGAAGAACGCCAUCGUGUACAAAGGGAAAAGGAUGAAAGACGAGAAAAUAGUUACAGAUAUGAGCGAGAAAAUAGUUCACACCGAAGGAAAAGCCGAUAUUAUGAAAAUGUAGAACGUGAACAGGGACCGUCACGAGAUCGUUAUAGGCGAUCACGUAGCCGUAGUGGGGGGCGAUCUAAAAGAUAUUAUCCAGUUAGAGAACGACACGACAGGUAUAUCGAAUCAAAGAACUAUAAACAUCAUUUCGAAAAAUCUAAGCAGCGAGAGUAUUCAGAUCACAAAAGUAGUGGAAAGCAAUUAGACAGAAAACGACAAAAUGAAAGGAAUGAAAAUGGUUCUAGAAAAUCAAAAGCAAAAUCGGAGCGAAGAAGAAAAGAUAGCACAUCCUCAAGUUCUGACAGCGAUAGCUCAAGUAAUGAGUCAUCUAGUAUGGAUACUGGAAGUAGCAGUGAUAUUCCUAGUGACACAUCUGGCGAUAGAAAACGGCAAAGACAAAAAAAUAAAAUAGUGAAAAAGAAAAAAACUAACAGCGAGUCACACCAAAGUAAAAGCAGAUAUAGGAAAUAAUACAGUUAUUAAUUACUAUUAUAUAUUGUUAUUAUUUUCACAUGGAUUUUAAAGAUAACUAGGUUUCGAUACUUGGGAUUUAUUGAUUCAGUUUUUAGAAGGGUUUUGCCCUCCACAACAGCCGCCCAUAGAAUUUCCUUUACGAUUUCGGGAGGUUGGCUUCUCAAUUAUAGCAUCUGGAUUGAAAACAACGUUGUCCAAUCGUGUCGUUUCUUCCGUGAUACGUAAUUCUAAAAAUUUACAAUUUUUAGCAUUUUUUGUUUUGUAGUUAAAGUGUAAUCUUACUAUAUACUCCUUCUUUUUCCUGAACGGCUUGUAUAACACUUGUGCGUAGUUCAUUGUCAACGUCAUGGGCCAGUUGUAUCAUCUAAGGUAUAGAAGUGUACACUUAAUGAUAAAAUAAAAUUGCGUUUUCACACCUUU